Vespa velutina is the source of this 6642-nucleotide messenger RNA. RefSeq names its product vesicular acetylcholine transporter (gene VAChT). Gene Ontology annotation, biological process: xenobiotic transport; chemical synaptic transmission; transmembrane transport. The transcript is spliced from 2 exons. NCBI's taxonomy places the organism in Eukaryota, Metazoa, Arthropoda, Insecta, Hymenoptera, Vespidae. Bases 315 to 2138 code for a protein of 607 amino acids. Gene Ontology annotation, molecular function: acetylcholine transmembrane transporter activity; xenobiotic transmembrane transporter activity. The record is from RefSeq and is a predicted model, not a curated record. Gene Ontology annotation, cellular component: AP-1 adaptor complex; membrane; terminal bouton.
CCUCCGUGAAUGACUCGACGGAGGAAAAUCGACCGGACGUCGCCGCGACUCUAAGCGGUUUGUUCGCCGGACUUCCGACCUUGGCGGGUCCCCAACGACUUGCCAAUUCCCUCAGGCAGAGAUUUGCUAACAAUUCUGGUUACCCCCGGCCCGGCCUGAUGCGCAUCGUCCCAAUCGCGACGAUCUCCUCGUCACGCUCGCUCGCAAGGUCGCACAUGCUGAUCGCGAUUAGUUCCUCUCGUUAGUUCUACUAUCAUCACUAAGGUCCACCGAAGAAUUCUGGAUACUGCUUGUUCCGGCAAAUCAGCUACAGGAUGACGACGUUACCGAUAAUCAACAUGGAGAUUGGCGAGCUGAAAGAGAUCGUUUGGACGAAGCUACAAGAGCCAAAAGCGCAACGUAAGCUCGUCCUGGUGAUCGUAUCGGUGGCGUUACUGCUCGACAACAUGCUGUAUAUGGUGAUCGUACCGAUAAUACCACAUUAUUUAAAAUACGUCAAUACGUAUGGGGAAGAAGACGAACAAGGCAAUGAAACCGUUCCUACAUCGCAUCAUGGACAAGACUCGGCAACGGGAGUGUUAUUCGCGUCUAAAGCGAUCGUACAGCUGAUGGUGAAUCCGUUUUCGGGUGCGCUAAUCGAUAGAAUCGGUUAUGAUAUUCCAAUGAUGAUAGGCUUGUGCAUCAUGUUCCUAUCGACGGCCGUAUUCGCUUGCGGCAAGAGCUAUGGUGUAUUGUUCUUUGCUAGAAGUCUUCAAGGAGUGGGUUCAGCUUUUGCGGACACUUCUGGUCUUGCUAUGAUAGCCGAUCGCUUCACUGAAGAAUCAGAACGUUCAAAGGCUCUUGGAAUAGCUUUGGCCUUCAUAAGUUUUGGCUGUUUGGUAGCUCCGCCAUUUGGUGGUGCUUUGUAUCAAUUCGCUGGUAAGGAGAUGCCUUUCUUGAUAUUGGCUUUCGUCAGCUUGGCCGAUGGUUUUAUGUUACUGCUAGUAAUGAAACCUAUGAAGGAACAAUUGAAAGAAAGACAUCGCGAACAUACACCGACGAUACCAAUCUGGCGACUUUUAAUGGAUCCCUAUAUCGCUGUAUGUGCUGGUGCUCUCAUGAUGUCGAACGUAGCGUUGGCCUUUUUGGAACCAACCAUCUCACUUUGGAUGGAAGAUCACAAUAUAACUCACGAUUAUUGGAAGAUGGGUAUGAUCUGGCUACCAGCAUUCUUCCCUCAUGUCUUCGGCGUCAUAAUUACCGUCAAAAUGGCCAAACAGUAUCCUCAACAUACAUGGUUAAUGGCAGCCGGUGGUCUUGCUCUGGAAGGUCUCUGUUGCUUCAUCAUUCCAUUCUCGACCUCGUACAAGGCCUUAAUGAUUCCAAUUUGUGGAAUCUGUUUUGGCAUUGCUCUUAUCGACACUGCUCUUUUACCGACGCUUGGAUAUCUCGUGGACGUCAGAUAUGUGUCAGUUUACGGUAGUAUCUAUGCCAUUGCAGACAUUUCCUAUAGCAUUGCGUAUGCAGUUGGUCCUAUAAUAGCCGGUGGUGUAGUUGAAGCGAUCGGUUUUACGGCUCUUAAUAUUGGCAUAGCCUUUUCAAAUCUCCUUUACGCACCUGUUCUUUAUUAUCUCCGACAUAUUUACGAUUUCAAGCCAUUCCAAGAUGAAGCUAAUGUAUUAAUGCAAGAUCCACCUGACAAAGAAUAUCAAACUUAUGUACUUCAAGAGCAAAGACCGAUAUCCGGUGAGCUUGGUAAUCAUUUAAAUCAAACUCGAAUGGAAACGGACGUCGAUCAAAAUUAUGAUCCAAAUUAUCAGACUAUGCAAACUACAGGAUAUGAUCAAAGUGGAUACGGUCAAAAUAUCGGAGCUCCUGCUUAUAAUCAAGCUAGUGGUUACGAGCAACAAGCUCCUACGUAUGACCAACAACAAACACCUUUAAAUUAUGCACAACCAGUUGGAUAUAUACAACAACCGCAACAACAACAACCAUCAGUACUACAACAACAACAACAACAACCUUAUACACAACAGGAGAUGCAAGAGCAACGGGGAUCGCAAAUGGAUGUGAAUCCGUUCAGAAGAGUUCCUCCUGAUGUAAUCGAACAGCAAAGACCAGCCGGUGACAGCAAUCCUUUUAGGCAAGGAUUGUAUUAGUCAUACAUCAUCAAUGAUAAAAAAAAAAAAGAAGGAAGAAUAGCACAUUCGGGAUAAUUUAUGAUCCUGAUCGACAUCGAGUGUUCGAGACUAGUCUUCGAAAGACAUAGGCUUCCAGUUAUGAACAAAGAAGAAGAAAAUGAUGUCUCGUAAGGCAUGAUAGGACACUAUCUAUUCAUUUUAUAAUCAAUUCAAAUCCCAUUGGUAUACCCUACGCGUUUUUUCGACUUUCAGUGCUUCAUACAUAUAUAUUCCUCGAUAAAAGAAGAAAUUUAUAUAACACACAACGAAUCUCUCAACGUUAUCACACAAUCGAACUAAUAAUAUCUUUAUAACAAUCUAUUGCUUGAAAAUUCCAUAAUAGAGAAAAAAAAUUAUAAUCAGGCCAGUGAAAUCAAAUACCUUACAUCUAUAAUUCGCUUAUCUAAUGAAUUCGAUAUAAAUCUAUUUGCUAAAAAAUACCGUUGGCCUGUAAUACAUACAUCCAAAAGAGGAUCAACAUUAAUCACGGGAUAUACUAUUAAAAUAUACCAGAAAAAGAGAAAGAGAGAGAGAGAGAGAGAGAGAGAGAGAGAGAGAGAGAGAGAGAGAGAGAGAGAGAAAGGUAUCAGGAGCUAGUAUUUUACGUUUUCGAGUUUCACCUAUAAAACAUACAAUUAGCAGGAUACGAAGGAGGCAAGAUUAACGUUCCUGUAAGUGUAAUUUGACUAAUUAUCAAACCACCACCAGGGAACUGUUAGUUAUGAAGGAUUGGCAAAACGAUUAUGGAUAGAAGAAUCGCUUAAAGAAAAGAUGGUGCUAAGAAUCGCAGUAUAUCGAGACAAGCAUAAUUACGUAGAGAGAAAGAAUACAUGAGAAUGAACGAAAGAGAGAGAGAGAGAGAGAGAGAGAGAGAGAGAGAGAGAGAGAGAGAGAGAGUGAUAUCAAUUACCUCUACAAAGUGUGAAUGAAUAGAAAGAGAAGGAGAGAUAUCCGCGUAUGAAGGCUUCCACUCAGCAAGGACCUUCUUUCACGGAUUGCCAUUGGCAAGUUUUCCGUUUUUAUUGUUUCUUUGAAAACAUUUUCAUUGCUGAAUCGAAAUACCAUAUCAUUAAUUAAGACAUCAAAGAGAGAUCUAGAUAUAUAAGGCUUUAAUAUUAGGUAAUUUAAUUCUAUAGGAAAAGAGAUGCAAUUUCGAAAAAAUGUCUCUAUUAUUCAAAUGUUCAUCAGUGAUUAAGUACCUAUAGGGUUAACUAACGUAAUCACGUUAAGCCCUUUAAGUUACUUUUACAUUAAAGAGAAGGUGCAAUAUUAGAAAAAAACAUAUCUGUAUUAUUAUCAUCAAUUUAAUUUCCAUAUCGAGUGUCCCAAAUUCGAAUCAUAUUCAUUUAGGUAACACUUAAAAUUAGACGUAUGUACGACGUCUCUAUAUAUGUAUGUAUAUACAUGUUAAAUAUUUAUAUAUAUAUAUAUAUAUAUAUAUAUAUAUAUAUAUAUAUAUAAACAUAUAUAUAUCAUAUUAGCCGAUAAACUCGUGCGGGAAACUUUGUAAUAAAAUAUAUCUUCGUUAAACGAAGAUAGAAAGUAAAUAUAUGUACGUUUGAAAAUAUCUAAUUCGUUUUAUAUCAACGUUUGAAUGAAAAAUUCAAUUAUUAUCAAAAUUAGAAAAAAAUGUAUGCGUUAGGAAAAUGCCAGCUGGAUUUAUUUGUUUUCUCAAUAUACUUCGUAUACAUACAUAUCUCUCAAUCGUAUUUAUUUAUUUAUUUGAUACGAAUUUGAUCAUUGAUUUCAAGUUUCACGAACGAGUUCGAGGCACGUUCGUACCUACUCGUCAAUAUUCAAUGGCGUAUCGCGAGGAACAAUUAAAUCAAUUAUUAGCACGAUUGCGAUUGAGACACUAAAUUUGGUGUAUAUUCAUCGUGAUAAAGAGGCCGUGUUAUUUUCAAACUUCUAUCAUUUCUAAUAAUCUUAUUCUCAUCACGUUGUUCCUUAUUAUCUCAAUUAAUUAAAUCCCAAAAUAUUUAUUUAUAAAGCCCGAUUUAUAACUAAUCCGAAAUUUCAAAAUUUUUUAAAUAUAAAUAUUACGAAAAUUAUAUAUUAUUACAACUUUUUACUCGUCACGGCCUUGAUAAUCGUCAUGAGUGCUUUGAGUUUACAGUGCCUGAACUUAACAAUUUUUAAAUCCCCAUGUAACGCGAAACUUAUAACGUAUGUAUACCUCCAAAUUCAAAAAAUUGUGUAUUUAAAUUUAAUUAACAAACAAACAAGAAAGAUAUAAAAAACGAAAAAGUACGUAGAUACAACCCUAAAUAAUAUAUAUAUAUAUAUAUAUAUAUAUAUAUAUAUAUAUAUAUAUUAUAAAUAAUACAGCAUACAUAUUAUAUACAUGUAACGUGAGUACAUCCACGAAGAUAUUCUACUCGUUAUGGUCGUUUGGAUAAUCGCAUCGUAUCAUUUUUACGAGCUGGCCUCUAAUAAUAAAAUGAACAAAACAAAAGCAAGACAAAAAAGGAAAAAAAAAAAAAGAAAAAUAAAAAAAUAACAAAAUAAAAUAAUCUUUGGAAUAGCCGAUAGUUAACGUCAUUAAUAUGAUCGAUGAAUUAAUUAAUUACUUAUUGCAAUGAGAUCAGACGAAUCAUCCUACGAUCACUAUGACAUAUCUGAGAGAAAAUAAUAACAAGAUAAAUGGAUUACUUGUUUAGAAAUAGGGCCGUUGACUUCGCGUUUUCUCUAAGUACUUAAAAAAAAAAAAAAAAAGCAACAAAAAACAACAAAAAACGAAAUAAAAAAACGAAUAAAACAAAACUAAUAAUAAUAAAAAAAAAAAAAAAAUAAUAAAAAAUGAAAAUAAAAUAAAAAUAUACGAAAAGAAGCCGAGAAAAUAUUAUGAAAGAAAGAUUCUACUUCUGCUAGAGUCACAAACAAUUUGUAAUAAAUUUAUAUAUAUAUAUAUAUAUAUACAUAUAUAUAUAUAUAUAUACAUAUAUACACAUAUUAUAUCAUGUACUAACGCGCUUUCGAUGUGACGUACGAUCACGAUGAUCAUCAACGUUAGCUAAAAAAAUCGUUUUUUAUUUUCUCUCUUAUUUUUACUCAUUUAAAAAAAUCUACUUUCAAUUAGAUGAGAGAAUGCCUAUCUUGGCCGUCUAUCUGGUAAUCAUAAGCCGAAAGCAUACGUUUUCGUUUCGUCGUUAAUGAUAACAAAUAAAGAAACAAACAAAGAAACAAAAAAAAAUAAAUAAAUAAAUAAAUAAAUAAAUAUGACAAUUGUUCGGGAUCGAACAAUCGAUGCAUAUCGUAUAUUAUUAUGAAGUUAUCCGUAGCUUCUCUUUUAUCUCUUGUAAAUAUAAUAUACAUAUACAUAUACAUAUACAUAUACAUAUACAUAUACAUAUACAUAUACAUAUAUAUAUAUAUAUAUACACUAUAAUAUCGAGACACGUUAUAUCGUAAAUGCGCGUGUAGUUGAGAUAUACGAAAAAAAGGACACGAGAAGAAGAAAUAAUGAGAUGAAAGAGAAAUAAAUAAAUAAAUAAAUAAAUAAAUAUAAAUAAAAAGGAUCUCGCGUACUACAUACUUUGCCUACUUGUAUAAAUAUAGUUCAAGCAUAUAACAUUUUCAUGGGUAUUCAUGAAAAAAUUCGAAUAUGCACGGUUCUUUUUUUUUUUUCUUCUUCUUCUUUUUAACAGCUUGUUAAUUUUUAAACUCUAUCGAUGUUUAAAUCCCGUUAAAAAAAUAUAUGCUUGUUGAAUUAUUUCGAGAUUUUUGUUUUCUCAUUUUUUUUUUUUUUUUUUUUGCUUUCGAGUUUAUCGAUAAAUCGUUUUAUUAAUUCGUGAUUAGAUCAUGACGAUCUAACGAAUGAUAUCAUUCGACAUUUUAAACUUUUGUUCAAAAAAAAAAAAAAAAAGGAAAAAAAAAAACAAGAAAAAAAAGGAAAAAAAAAAGAAAGAAAGAAAAAAAAAAAAAAAAAAAAAAAAGAGAGAAAAAAGAAAAGAAAAAGAAAAAUAAGAAAAAUGCGCAGGAGUUCAAUCGGACAAACGCGUAACUAUAUAAUCCGUAUAAAAGAAGCAAGUAUACGUACAUACGUUAAUAAAGAAAAUCGAACGAUCAUUCCAAGAUUAUCGUAGACGUAGUGAUUGCAGAAAAAAUAAUAAAAAAAUAAAAAAAAAAAAAAAAAGAAAAAAGAAGAAGAAGAAGAAGAAGAAGGAAGAAGAAGAAAAAGGAAAGAAGACGUUCGUAUUCACUCUCCCUUAUAAUGUUACAUUCGAAAGACACGUGCCCAUAUAAUAAACACAACAAACAAACACAUCGAAUACUUAACACGUAUACAUAUAACAAUGAGAAAGACGUAAAAACAAAUACACAAGAUGUAUGCAUACACACAUUCACACACAAAUACAUAUUACAGAGGACAUGUAUGUAUGUAUAUUUAAGAACAAACCAAAUAUCGAAUUGCGUAUGUAAUUGAAACUUAUGACACUGUAAUGUUGUUGAAUUGGUUAUUAAAGAUGUCAUUGUUACCGAA